AUGGCAAUGAGGUUUAACAUGCGGAAGUGGUGCGUCGCGAACUCUCUGUCAGGCAGAGUGCCGGGGAAGAAUCCAAACACACGUUGCUGCAUAAACAGCGUAUUUCUAUGUACCUUUGUCGGUUCGUUGCUUCCUUUGUUCAGCCUCCGCCGACUUUCCCUUGGCUGGACUUGCACGGCGGAGCUUCUUCUUCUGUACUCUCUUCUGCUGCAAGGUCACCUUCCUCAGCUUCGCAAGCUUCAGUUCAGUGGCCCGUCGGGUGGUUCUGGGCUUUCAAUGAUGCAUUUGCAGCUGUACGCGCUUCUAAACAGCCCACCCCCUGUAUGUCCUCACCAUCCUCCUCUUCCGCGUCCACGUUCGGGAGCGCUCCGCACCUCCGAAUCGUGGCGGAACUUCUCCCCUGAUGCCAGCAACGGCUUAGCGGCACCCGAAAACUGCACCAGAUCGACAGAGGGAGAUGUCUGUUUUGGCCGUCCCAUAGGGAACGCAACUGAAGACCAAUUAUCUGAAGUGGGCAGCACUGAUAACGGACUAUCGGAGCCAAACGAGGUCUGUCACGCAGGAAACGGUCUGUGUACGGAAGCACGGCAACAGGGGGAAAGUGAAGGUAGAGGUGAAAGUCACGAGCUCGAGAUGGAAGUCUCAUCAUCGCGGUCCCGAGAACCAAGCGAUUACCGGUCAACAGGAAAUGGCGGCCGGGAUUAUCUGCUUCCAGUCAGGCGUUCCGAGCAAGAGAGCGAAGACGUAUGCGUCCGAUGUGCAAGAAUGCGGGACGGGACCGCCCACGGUGUGUAUUUCAAAUAUGCCGCUCUCGACAUUGACUUCGACGCGCUUCUCAAAUUUCGCCUCGCACUCAAGCUUCACGGACUCUUCGCCUUCUACAGAGACGAGAGGAAUAAACUGAACCUUCUUCAUGUGGAAGGUUAG
This is a messenger RNA of Toxoplasma gondii ME49, 927 nucleotides long. RefSeq lists its product as hypothetical. Lineage: Eukaryota; Apicomplexa; Conoidasida; Eucoccidiorida; Sarcocystidae. Bases 1 to 927 code for a protein of 308 amino acids. The transcript has a single exon. The record is from RefSeq and is a predicted model, not a curated record.